Pyricularia grisea is the source of this 1978-nucleotide messenger RNA. RefSeq lists its product as uncharacterized. The record is from RefSeq and is a predicted model, not a curated record. Gene Ontology annotation, biological process: UDP-N-acetylglucosamine biosynthetic process. Bases 352 to 1866 code for a protein of 504 amino acids. The transcript is spliced from 2 exons. Gene Ontology annotation, molecular function: UDP-N-acetylglucosamine diphosphorylase activity. NCBI's taxonomy places the organism in Eukaryota, Fungi, Ascomycota, Sordariomycetes, Magnaporthales, Pyriculariaceae.
GCAUUAGUGGAGCCUAACUUUGCUCAGGAUCAAAGACCGGCACUAAAAGCCGCUGCCCCGCCUACGUCAGUGACCAUUGAGGCGCCGUUCGUGUUGAGCGGGGCAGCUGAGAAGCCAGUGAGGUGUUGAAGCCCCUGAACGCAAAAGCAAGGAGGUAAGGUGUAUUCGUAUUACGAGAGAUAUAAAGCUCCGCCGUUUUCUUGUUGAUCUCACUUUUGAUUUUACAGGACAGUUCAGACGGGAGAAAAACGAGAAGAAUCUGAUCUGCUUUGCCAAUUUGUACAAAUUGAUCUUCUGUGCCAAGUCGGCAUCCAAAAACCAACCCCCAAAUUUAGCAAGCAAAUAGAAAAUAUGGAUACGGUCAAAAAGGUUCUGGGUCUGAGCGGCAGUUCAGCUACCCCACCAUCGGACGAGCAGCUCGCCCAGCUCCGGGGGAAGUAUACCAAGGCCGGGCAAGAGCAGGUCUUUACAUUCUACGACUCACUCUCGACCGACGAGCAGGCUGCACUCUUCCAACAGCUCAGUCAGAUCGACCCAGACCACAUCAACAAGAUCACUGACCGUGCCCUCAACCCGCCCAAGACCGACAAUGACGGCAAGGCCCCGACCCUCGAGCCACUCCCAGAGUCGGCCACGGCGAGCAUAUUAGACUCAGACCCCAAGGAUGUCGAAGGCUGGUACAACUCAGGUCUCGACAUCAUCGCGAAGGGCAAGGUCGGCGUCGUCCUGAUGGCCGGUGGUCAGGGUACACGGUUGGGUAGCUCGGCCCCCAAGGGGUGCUUCGACAUCGGUCUGCCGUCGUCCAAGUCCCUGUUCCAAAUUCAGGCCGAGCGCAUCCUCAAGGUCCAGCAACUCGCUGCCAAGAAGGCCGGUGCCGACAAGCCCGCAAUCGUGCCCUGGUACGUCAUGACCUCGGGCCCGACGCGCAAGCCGACCGAGGAGUUCUUUGAGAAGCACAACUUUUUUGGCCUCGACAAGGCCAACGUCCAGUUCUUCGAGCAGGGCGUGCUCCCCUGCAUCUCGAACGAAGGCAAGAUCCUGCUCGAGUCCAAGGGUAAGCUCGCCGUUGCGCCCGACGGCAACGGCGGCAUCUACCAGGCCCUGGUGGUGUCGGGCGUGCUGGACGACAUGCGGAAGCGCGGCGUUGAGCACAUCCACGCCUACUGCGUCGACAACUGCCUCGUUAAGGUCGCCGACCCUGUCUUCAUCGGCUUCUCGGCAGCCAAGGACGUCGACAUCGCGACAAAGGUGGUGCGCAAGCGCAACGCUACCGAGUCGGUUGGCCUGAUCCUGCUCAAGAACGGCAAGCCAGACGUGGUCGAGUACAGCGAGAUCGACAAGGAGACUGCCGAGGCGACGGACCCCAAGCUCGGCGACGGCGUGCUCAAGUUUCGCGCCGCAAACAUCGUAAACCACUACUACAGCUUCCGCUUCCUCGAGAGCAUCCCGCUGUGGGCCCACAAGCUACCUCACCACGUCGCCCGCAAGAAGAUCCCGCACGCCAACCUCGAGUCGGGCGAGACUGUCAAGCCCGAGAAGCCCAACGGUAUCAAGCUCGAACAGUUCGUCUUUGACGUUUUCCCCAUGCUCGAGCUGAGCAAAUUUGCCUGCAUGGAGGUCCGCCGCGAGGACGAGUUCUCGCCCCUCAAGAACGCCCGCGGCACCGGCGAGGACGACCCCGACACCAGCAAGCAUGACAUCAUGGACCAGGGCAAGAGGUGGGUGGCUGCCGCCGGCGCCGUCGUGACUGGAGAGAAGGCCGACGCCGGUGUCGAGGUGUCACCACUGGUCAGCUAUGGCGGCGAAGGCUUGGAGGCUUUCAAGGGCAAGGAGAUUGUGGCUCCUGCUGUUCUUGAGAAGGAGUAAAUUGUGUUUAGGACCGUAACUCAUGCUGCCGGGCGGGAUAUCUCAAAAUUUAUGGCGAGCAAUAUAGAUUAUAACGAUUCAUGAAUCAGCAAUACAAGUCGAGUAGGCAGGA